Molecule: messenger RNA, 11766 nt
Organism: Pocillopora meandrina
Lineage: Eukaryota; Metazoa; Cnidaria; Anthozoa; Scleractinia; Pocilloporidae
Source: the annotation of a GenBank genome assembly
AUGUGCAAGAGGGCCGGAUAUGAGUUUGUGCCGGUUGAUAUGAGAUGGGGAAUAACAUCUGAGAUGUCAUCUAACGCGGCUACCAUUGAGAUCUGUCUUCGUGAAAUGGAUCGGUCUGAUAUGAUCGUGGGUUUCUUUGGUCAAGUAAGAAGAAAUGCUUAAGUUAAAUGUACAAGCCACAACAUAAAAAAUUACAAAUAAGCUACAUGCAGCUCCGCCUCUUGACCAAAGUUGCGUGUAUUACUAGGUGGUUACCAAGGGGAUGGGAGGGGAGUCAAUGAAUUGAAUUGUAGCCUUGAGCCCUGAAUAUAAGAAUAUGGUAAUAUUGGAAUGGCCUAGAACAACAGUUAUUUCUUAAACCUGUUUACUAGAUGCGAACGUAUGCCAUUUAGCUCGUGGGGCAGAUUCCAUCCAUAGCACUGCCAAACAAUAAAAGGUAGAAAACGUUUCAGCCUGCGGAACCUUUGGCAGUUUUGAAGCCGUUUUCAACUGAGUUUUAGCAAGGAGGCAAGGGUUAGAGCGCGUUAAAUGGAUGUUCAGGCCUUACAACUAAAUAAUACUUCCGUCGGUAAUCAGGCCAAAAAAAGGCACAUAAUCUUAUCUUGUUGAAGUUGCAUAAUUUUUGAUGACACUUUUAACUGUUUUUCAGCGUUAUGGUUGGCAUGGAUUUGAUAAUCUGUUGCAGAAAAGUUUUGAUGUUGCAGCUGUUAAGUAUCCCUGGUUGAACGACUACCGCGAGCGAGCCGUGACCGAGUUAGAAUUUUUACAUGGUCACCUAAGAAACCCUGGGAAGAGAGCUGCUUGCUUCUUCUUCAGAGACAAGGUUGGUAUGCGUUUUCUAAUAAUCAAAAAAGCCAUGAUGAAUAUUAAAUUUAAAAACCUUCAGGUGAGCAUACUUGUUUGGACGUGGCACUUGAACUAUGAACCUUUCUUGAUUAAUGAGGACAUUUAUUCUUGAGUUAUCAGAAAUGCAGUCAAUCGUAUGAAUUGUUGCUUUUUGUUGCAAAUAAGAGAAUUCGUUGUUACACAAAUAAACUUCAGAUCCAUCAUAGCUAAUAUUAGGUUUGCUCUCUAUCUAUCACGUCAGGUGCAGCGUUAAAUUCAUUUUCAUGGGUAUAGAUCUCAACGAUGAAGCAUUAAACCUUUUUCGAACAGUUCAAAUCAGUAGAGUGAAAAUAUUUUGGUGUGCAUCUGUGCAGUAGCUUCUCCAUCCCUCCACUCAUUCAAUUAAUGCAAAGUAUGUUUAUGUAAGGCAAUAUGACUGACAACGUUACAAAAAUUACAGUCCUACGACGACUUGAAGCUACAGCUAGCUGAAGAAGCUGGUGAUAAAAGACAGGCGAGGAAGUUUCUUUCAUCGACAGAUGGGCCUAAGGCUGCGGAGUUUUUAGCGGAUUUGAAGAGGAGAGUUCUCGAAACUAAAGACAAAGUAAAUAUUUUCCUCUGAUAAAAUUGUGUUUCUAUAAGUGUUGUCGGAUAGAGUUUUGACUUGAAAAGUGAUUACCGUGAUUUGGAACUUCAUACUCAUGGUAAACACUUUCCAACCCAAAUUAAAAUGACUUUCAAUCGAUCUCUCGUGACUGUUUCAGGUUUUAUCUUUUCAAGAUUUAGAUUUUGGAUUUAACAGGAUAAUCAAAAACUGUUAGUUUGAUCUAACGUUGUCUACAUAAGAGAAAUAGGCGGGAAGAUUCCUAAUCUAGAAGUCUGAAGAAAGCGAUCCUUUGCCUUUGUGGGUCAUUAUUUCACUUUCUUUCGAUGAAAGCUUGAUGAAAGACGAUGGACGAACAUUCAGAGGAACUUAACGAAAUGAGGGGGUCAGGCUGAUCAACUGGGAUAGACUAACGAAUCUUGUUUGAGAAGUUAUAUCCUCUUGUUUUCUUCAACUUUAUCUUUAAUUUCUUUUCCUAGUGCUUGGCUGUCCAUAUGAACUACAAGAAUCCACAAGAAGGAGCCAGGCUAAUGUACGAGACAAUAGAGAAGUUUCUGAAAGAAGAGAUCCUAGUUCGCUCUGUUCAGAAGCUUUCCCCUUUAGAAGAGGAGCGCCUUCAACAUGACCUGUUUAGGGUUAGCAGACUUGCUAUGGGCGGUGUGUUUGUGGGCGGGGAAGACUAUUUACAAAAGAUUGAUGAUCACGUCAAUUUGCGAAGCAAAGAGGGGAGUCCUAAAUAUCUUGUUGUGACGGGAGAUGGAGGUAAGACCACAGUAACUAUAGGACCUUUUCCAAAGACGUACCCGCGAGAUUAGCCGAACCCACCCAAUCCUAUUUGAGAGACUAUCUUUAUCAUAUUUACGAAGUUUAUAUAAAAAUACUCGCCACUUAGAAUCUUAAAUAUUUAGCUAUCAAUUAUUGGCGUUAUGUAUGACCAAUAUCUCGCGUCGUUAUGAAGUUUUCAGAAUAUUUGCGCUUUGUAGUUGUAAGAUUUGUGAAACAACGCCGAUUUUUUUGGUUAGAUAAUUCCUAAGAGAUGAAGCAAUAGUGUCGAUGAAGACAAUUUUUGAAUGACAUGGAGUGCGUUGAUGUUAUUUUCUUUGGAGAACUAGAGUUCAAAACUAGAGGGCAAACUAUGGCAUUUGGCACUUAAUAAACUUUUGGUUGAUGUGGUCACUUACUUCUCUGCGACACAUGUUUCGUCCUUUUUCUCCUACGAUAGUGACCCAAUACGUAAGUUGACGCAGAUAUUUUGAAAGUCGAAUUUUUAAGGUUUUGAAUAUCUAGAGUCUCAUGUUGAACACAUUUCCAAUUUAUAGGUUCUGGAAAAUCAUGUUUGUUGGGAAGCUGGUCCUUGCACCACCAAGAAAAAUUUCCCAACGACGCUGUUGUUUAUCACUUUGUGGGUAGUUCUAGUGGAAGCACUGGUGAGGAAUCUUCAUGUACGGACACACAAACAAAACAAACACACAAUGAAAGAAAGAGAAGCAAAUAAAGAGAAAGCUGAGGGUGCAAGAAAAAUAAAACAAAAUCUGAUAUCUUUUCGUUGAUACAGUCUCACAAGCGUAAAAUUUUAGUUCGACUUAUUAUUGUGAUUGCCAUUUCGAAAAAAUAUUUCAGAAUCCUCGUACUUUGUACAGGUUAUAACAUGAUUUCGAGUCCAAUUUGGUGUUAAUAAGCAGGAGUAAAUUUCAAAGACAACAAAAUAGUACAAGCCCGUAAGGUGAGUGCAAUUCGUAGUGUUUGAAAAAUUUGUAAGUGCUAAUUUACACCAAAUUGCACGAGAACCUAUGUUGUUACUUAUUAAUAACUUACAUGAAAAAGCAUAACAGAAAGUAAGCCGGACGAAAUCUUGACAGCACGCGCACGCUAUUUGUAAUUUGCACUCAUGUUACAACUUUGGACUCGUGUUACAUAAAGAGAUGUACUCGUUUUCAGCCAAUCGGACGCCCGUAAUUUUUUCAUGUAUUUUAUUAGCUUUGUAAUCCUUUAAUUACGAUUGCACUCUUUGAAGAGCCAAGGAAGAUACUGAAGCGCCUCCUGGAUGAGCUUAUCAGCUGGUUCAAGCUAAAGAUGUCUAACCAGAAGGAAACAGGUAAAGAGAACUUCACAGGAACUGGUGGUGGAGAUAUUCGCAUUCUUAUCGAAGACCUGUCGGAAACCGUCACGAAUAUUACUAAAGCAGGCUUCCGCACUAUCAUCUUAAUUGAUGCUCUUAACAAAGUCGAUGACAUUGGAAAAACCAACAAGGUAAUUAAUUUGACAAGCUCUCUAACCGAAAAUUGAUCCUACAAAACUAAUACUAGAAACAGCGAGUCGAUGAUCCAGCAAACAACAAGUGACCAUUUACAUGCAAUGAACAAACCAACAAGUGACUUUGACUAGACGAAAAUUACGGCGAAGAUCGAUAUUUUGGUUUUAUCAACUGAAUUGAUGAUGUAAAUUGACAGAUAGAUAAUCAGAUUGAGAGACGAAAAAAGGUAUUGAAAGUAAUACAUAGGAAUUCUUGAUUUAAUCAAUAAUCUUGGUUUACAUACUAUCCUUUAGAUAUUACAUUGGCUUCCAAGAGCACUGCCAUCCAAUGCAUACCUCAUAGCAUCGGUAAUUUCUGCCGAAGUCCAAAUGGUCACUGAACUCACUGAAGAAAGAGGUUAUGCUACCAUCAAUAUGGCGUCAUUAACUGAAAAGGAAAGGGAACAAAUUGCAGUAGUAAGUCUAACAAAGUGAGACCUUGUGCAUCUCUCACUCCAUAGUCGCAAGGACAAAAUUAUAGGUUACCUCCAACGUGACAGACUCAUCCUCUAAGUCUUCCUCUAUAAAAAGCCAGACCUUAGGCAAAGCUCAAAAGCGGAAAUUUUGACUUCAGAUGUCCUUUAAUCUCAUCCAUUUCAUUUUAUUUUCAAGGCAACCCUAAAAGUCCGAGGAAAAGCUUUAUCGUCCGAGCAAAAGAAGAAAGUUGUACAUAAGACGCAAACAGAAAACCCUCUGUACCUGAAAAUUUUACUGGAGGUAUGUGAGGUUUUGCUCCAGUGGCUCCUGUGAUAGUUUACCACAACCACCUUUGAUACCUUAGUGUGAUAAUUAUAUCUAAGUGGGGCCUAGAUAAUAACAUGUUCGCACAGAGGAAUCGGAAAUUCCCUUAUUUUGUUACUACGACUCGCAUAUGGUAGGAGAAGUUUCAUCAAAUUCAUGAAACAAGGCGCGUAAUAGAGAGGGAGAGAGAGGUAAUGAAGAAAUAGACAAAUACGAUUGGAUGCAUAUAUUUUAAGAGAGCCAUUACCAUUUGACAUAGCUUGAGGUUCAUUUUUUCUUUAGGAAUUGUGCAGCUUUGGAGAGUUCUUUCAACUAGACGCACAUCUUGAUUCCUUACUGGAAACGAAAGAGUGAGAAAAAGUUUACUUUCAAUGUAUUUUAUUACUUUUACUUUACUACUAGUUUUAGGUUCUGAAUUUGAAUUAAGUGUGGUAUAUUUCUUUUAUCUUUCAGUACAAAAGAACUCUUUUAUAAAUGUUUACAGCGGCUAGAAGUGGACUAUAACCCUAAAGAAUAUGAUGGGAAUCUGGUCAAAGACGUGUGUAACAAACCGAUUUUUUCUUUGUUCUUGAGAUGAAUUGGAGGAGUGAACAUGGAAAAGUAGAUUAUUAAACAGCGCUUUUUCAAUUUCUCAGGUGAUGUGCUGUAUAUUGGUGGCUCGACAAGGACUUUCUGAGACAGAGAUCAAGUCUAUCCUCAAGAUAACGGACCAAAUGUGGUCUACCCUUUACUUCGCCAUAGAAGAAUUCAUUUUGGAGCGAUCAGGGAUUUACAGGUAACUUAAGUGUGCGGUUACUGAAUCAUAUUUGGACUCUUAUUUUUAACUUAGAAUGAAGAUGUAAAGAUAUAUAUAAAGAAAGUCGCUUUUCCAGGAACAGUCUGGGUUACCUGCACCAUUAAUUUGCUUUCAGCGGUUUCCCCCAAAUACAGUAUAUUUGCUUGUAUCACCCUGUAAGUUUGUGAUCAGGAUCCCCCAGUAUUUGGCACUCGUUUGCACGUAAAUGCAUCUUAAAACACCAAAUUAUUACCGGUGGACCGUUGCUCGCCUUUAGUGUUAGUUUGUUGUCGUAUCAAAUACCAUGCGAGGGUACUUAAGACAUUUACUUUGAAAAUUGAUUAUCAGCAUGCUCAUUUAUGUCACCUUGAUUUCCAUAGAGGGGACGAAGCAUCAAGCCUUUCAUUGAUUUCACGUUAGCUGAAUCGACUGAGAUAUCGGCUAGUCUCAUAACCAGACCUUCCACGGCCAAGUGGUUGUUAUGAUAGGAUCUGGCUCAAAUAAAGUCUGUUACUUCACGCGCACUACCCCCUUCCACAAAUUCCCACAGUAAAUUUCACUAAAAAAAUUUUAAGCGACCUCUUUUUUUUGUUUUUAUACCACGAUUGCAUCUUCUUGUUUAAAGGUUUACCUAUGACGAAUUGUCACAAGCGGUUAAAGAGAAAUAUUGCAUGGACAAGUCAACUACCAUUCAUUACAUCAUAUUAUUGGUGGAUUAUUUUGGAGCAAGACUAAGGGUGAGAGAGCAAAGCUUUUUGACAACGUUUUUAAACGAUGUCUCCUGAAUCGUCUUGUUAUUUCACUGUACUUUUCAUCAUUAUUAUUCUUUUGACGAUAGGAGAAAGAUUUGGUUUACGAUACUACAAUACCAGACCGCAUUUACACGGAGCUCCCAUGGCUUUUAGUAAAGUGUGGAGAGAAAGAUCGUCUUAUCAAGUGUCUCACAACUGCUUCGAUAUUCUGGUCACUCUUCAGGUUUGUAUUUCCUUUUUCAAGCUAUUGCUCAGUUCAGAACCCAUGAUUUGCCACCAUAUGAAUGUUUUUCGCAUUUUCCCACGAAAUCCUAAAAUUAAAUGCAAUCCAUGAUAAAACACAUUUCAAACUUAUCCAUGCUUGAUUCUUUUCCACGAUUUAUAUGAAGCAUUUCUGAUUCAUUUUUAGCGAUGAAAAUAAUUACGACCUGGUUAGCUACUGGAACGCAACCGGUUUAACAGGAGAAGAAAUAACGGCUUUGUAUCAAAAGACGCUUAAUGAUCAGCUUGCACUUUUGUAUCUCAAAGAACAAGAGAAAGGAGGAGAAAUGAUCGAUGCUGUUAAAAAGGUACUAAAAGGAUAUCAUGCACGAUGUUAAUGUGUUACAUACAAAGAAAGUUAUUUUAAUUUCACAAUUUGGAUAAUGAAGAGGUAAAUUCAACUUUUACCAAAGAAGAAAGAAGAGGAAUCAAAUAGGAUCUUUGAAAAAAAAAGGGUUUAAACGCUACAUUUGGAUUACUGUUGGGUUUAGACAUAAAUCGUUGAUGAGCCUUGGUCUUUACAUCCAUAUCCAUCCCAACUUGGACGAACGUAGCAAAAGAAAAGCUUUCCAAUUAUGAAAUUUUUUUUUUUCACUAUUCUUGAUGAUUUUUUUUCAACAUCAUCCAACCAAGAGAAUUUAUAUUUAUCUACUCAACCAGACGGAAGAAUUAUCGUCUGUUUGAACUCUGUUUGAUCUAUGUCACCUUUAAUUUCAGCUUGCCAAGUUAGCGUUCCAAAUGUCUGUGUACCAAGGUGAUGCAGGGAAUAUGACAGCUGUUGAACCACUUCUCCAGAGAGCAUUGUACCUGCAGGCAAGCAGUAACUUAAAUACAUGAUCGGUUUCUCUUUUUCCUGGCUAGUUUGCUGAAGAGCUGGUUAUAUCACCCCUAGUCCCUGUGAUUUUGCUCUUUCCUAAGAAUUUGGCUUUUAUAUGUCCUUGAGGAUCCCGAGUUUGAUGUACUAUCAGGUUUUUUCUGCAAUUUAGAAGUUUUAUUUCAUGUGUUUGGUUAGAAGUCCCACGCGAGGCCGUCCACUCGGAUCGAUCAUGGGCAAGCAAAAGGAGGGGGCUAGGUGUAGGGGGUGCACCGCCCACUGCAGUUCAUGUUAGUUUUUCGACUGAAAGUUUUAUUCAUCAUCGAGUUGAGGAUCAUAACGAAGUAUAUUUAAUCAUUCCCCUCGUUUUAUUGCAGAAGUCAGCUUAUUCAGAAGAAGAGAUCCGUCGAGAUGCAAAAGUAGCAAUGGAUUAGCUUGCCUGCUUGUGGAUACCGAGCAUUUUGAUGAAGCCGAACCUUUGCACAGGGAAGUCCUCGAGCUCAGCAAAAAGUAUGCAAAGAUAGGCCGUAAAUUUAUUCACCAUGUUGAAACUUGUGACACAUAACUUAUCCUAUAAAUCGCUUGUGACGCAUUACGCUAAACUAUCGCUUUGGUCCCCUAAGAAUUCCUAGUCGCUUGGUUAAUAGUACUUCACUGGGAAACAGUAAAUAGGUCGAGUCCCCGGGGAAACUCAGAUUUCUCUUUGUCCCGCGAAGUUGUCGCAGAUCUUUCUAUUUUGUGACUUGUUCAAAUUGUAGUAAUUCCUUUGUUUGGUGACUGGAUCAGGUUUGCCGAUGAAUGGCCAAAUGGGUGGUCAAGAGUAGCAACUUCAUUAAACGGUCUAGGAGUGCUAUAUUACAAGACGAACAAAUUCCAAGAGGUAUGUACGACUUAUCUUUAUUUAGCCUGUAGUCUAAAUUGCUAAUAAUUGGAAUCCGGAGGGUAAUUUUUACCUAUUUUUGUGUUCUAGGCUUUGGAAUAUUACAAUAAAUGUCUUGAGCUUCACCGACAAACCUUGGAACCGACCCAUCAUCUGAUCCCCGACACAAUGAACAACAUUGGUGCUUUGUAUAAGUCUAUGGAACGUUGGGAGGACUGUGCCAAAAUUCUCGAGGAAGCCCUAGAAGUAAGGAUAAUUGAACCUAUUAACGAUCUAAGGAGUGUGUUUGUAUCCCAGUUUCGUUUUGUGAUACACUAUUUCAAUAGAAAACAAACAAACAAGAAAUAAAUUAAAAGAAAAAAUAAACCUCAAAAAGAUUUCCCCUUCACUGUAAAUAGAGUUUAUGACGCUUUCCUUGCUUUAGAAAAUAUUUCUUUGCGAAAGUCCAAUGCUUCAAUGGCUUGGAUCUCAAGUUCGAUGUAAAUUGACUAGCGUAAGGAACUUUUGAUGUUUUACAAUGGGAUAGUUCUUAUCCAAGAAAUCCUGCAUUCUUUAAGGAGUAUUUCCUUUUACUUUGUUUGUUUUGCCUCUCAUAUAAUAAUUAAAAGAUGUACGAAGAAGCAUAUUUUGGCCAGCUUCCGCCUGAUGUGGGUGGUACCUUGUUGAAUCUUGGUAUGGCUUACUUGAGGAUUUACGACAGGAGCAAAGCUGAGCCAUUGUAUCUAAGGUAAACUUGCAAUUGCCUUACUUUGUUUUUGCUCGUUCGUCGUUAUGGUGUCAUUGCUAUACAGAGAUCAUGAAUUAACUGGAGUAUUUAACUUUGACAAAGUUGGUGGCAUUGGUCACGCGACAGCUUUUAAUCUGGGGGUACUCCUGGCAAAUCUUAGUCGAAGUGUGCCGCCCAAUUCUCAAAAUCCACACCCGUUUUCAAAUUGGCUUCUGAACCCCUUACCUUUACUUUGUAAAUUCAGCUCUAAUGAUAUAUAUUUUAAUUGAUUGUCCUUCCCUGUUAUUGCUUCGGUGUUGAGAAGAAUAUAUUACACAUAUUUCAGAGCUUUGGACAUCCGCACUAAAGCUUAUGGACCGAACCAUCAUGACGUAGGUCAGACGUUACUUAGUUAUUCUUCCUUUCUACUCAAUUUGGAUGCUAUCAAGUCAGCUGAAACCGCCAUACGAGCGGCGGAAAUCUUAGAGGUAAACUGACGGACGCUAGUAUCAUUAUUAGGCAUGCAACGGGAGAAGCAAAGUUUUCGAUGUUAAUUUGAUGUCUCGAUGAUGCUUUCAUUCGGUCAUUAUAAGGACAUAGUGUUUGGUAGCAACCCCGUCCAGCGAAUGGUGGAUUGAAGAGUUUCAAAUGUUGAUCUCAUUUUAGUUUACUACAAAUAAUUCCAUACGGCGAAUUUUGGUUUACUUCAGAGGGAGAGGCGAUUUCCUCUUUCUAGUAAAUUUAGCUUAGCUAAUAUUCAAUGACUCAAAAAUACGAGAAAGCACAAAGAUCUUCGCAUUCCAACCUCUCUUCCCCCCCCACCUCCCCUUUCUUUCAGCCACCGAAGGCACAAGUCUUGACAUUUCUCCUAGAUAUUUUUGGUUAACCUUUAAUUCGAAAAAGGCAGCCAUAGUGACGCCUUGGUUACUAGGUGAUGAAGGCUUAAUCUUUUAAGAUUUAAAAAUCCUAAUCUUGACUAUUAACGGAACUGAAGACCUUUUAGACUGUUUAAACGGGCUUAUUAUGAAAAUACCUUCAUGAAAUGAGGUCUCACAUAUAAUCAUAUCCGUUGCUGUUUUCUUUUCUAGAAAUCUUUAGGUCCAGAACAUAUUUUUACAUUGAACGCUCAGGAGAAUGUAGCGCUCGGCUAUGCAGUGGCUGGAAAAUUUGAUGACGCUCAUCCGUAUUUCAAGAAAGCAGGUUCAUGAUUCAGUAUGAUUUAUCUCCAACGCUAUGGCUUGUGGCUUUUGUUGCCGAACUUUUUGGCUUAAAGCCUGCUAGUUUAAGUUUAAAGGAUUCAGUGAUGAGAAAGAUUUAACGCCUUCAGAAUGACGGUAAAUGGGAUUUACGAACUAGUGACAUACAAUAUUAACGGAUUAAGGAUGAAAAAAGAAUCAUCAAUUACACAACUUGAUACGUUUUAAAGUUCGAUAAUCGGCCUUCGCAACCACAUCGGAUGUUGAAACCAGACCAGCGACCAGCAAUAGCGCAUAACAUGAAUUUCUCUCGAGACAGAUAUAAUAGUACAGCUAAGCUCAUUAAUUUUCGCUCUAUACAUUCUUGAUAUUUUUUUCAACGCUAGAUUGUCAGUGUUUUACCUAAAAUGAAAAGAACUCUCUUUUUCUUUUGAGGAGUGACCAAAUACCGAAAGGGUCAAAUGAAUACGUCAAUUCCUCCGCUGAACGCAGGCAUGGCAGAUUAUUACCUCAACAACGGCCAUCAUGAGGAGGCAAGACAGUUAUUCGAAAGACUGGUAAAUUAUAUAAUCAUAAUUAUUUUAAAACUAUAAUUGACUUCAAACAAAUUAGCUCCUAUUUCUCCUUCUUAAAUUUAUUCAAUUGCGGCAUUCCUGACGAACUUUCUAGAAGAUCGGGCUUUAAAUGUUCUAGAAUGUCAGGAACUUAAAAUUAAAAAAAAAAAAAAAGCUUAAAAUGAUUCUUGAUUCUACUGACUAAUUCCUCUUACUUUUUUAAUUUUUAAUUUUUUGUUUGUUUGCUGUUUUCAGGUAGGCACAGAUUUUGCCUCAGACAGAGAUUUCGCUGCUCUAGACUUUUUAGAUGAAGAUCUACUUGGAGAUAAAAGGCUUACGAGACCAUAUGAGGAAACGGUGGAAUAUGGCAUUGAAAAGUAAAAAUUAUUCCUUUGGUCGAUACGGCCGGGGGUGGUCAUUUUUUUUUUUUGCCUCGAGGUUAGAAAAGCCCUAUGAUAAUUUAAUACUUUAGGAGAUUUGCCGCCUGAGUCUCCAAAUCCACACUCGUUUUAAGACUUGGCCCCUAAAUUCCACUUAUUGACGUUGAAAAUUCAGCUCUAAUGAGAUAUUAUAAUUAUUUUUUCUAAAGAAAGACACCGAAAUUUUACUGAGAGUACUCUUGGUUGCAGGUUCCCCAAAAGCGCAAUGAUUUUUGGGCGAUUGCUUCCAAAAUUAGCUAAAAGUGGAGACUCGCAGAGAACGUUAAUGAUUUUAGGAAAAGGUGAUUUUGGUCCCGAGAAGUACAAUGAGUCAUAUCUGAGUUUUAUUGAAAAUCAGCACAGGAAACAAGGCCUUGAUGUAAUCCAGUCUGCGCACGAGAAAUUUCCAAGUGAUACGGUACGUUACUCAGGUCUGAUGCCUAGUGGUUCUAACAAUCAUUUUGGAAUAGCGAGAGUCUCUAUAAUAAAUGUCAUCAGUCCUAAGGCCAAUUCCAAGGAAUUGCUCCUAAGGCAGACUCUAGUUAAGAGUAACAUUUCUAUGGAUGAUGCUCUUAUCAUCUCCAUAUCAUUUGAGUUCUUUUUUUGUUAUAGUAUAUUCCUGUUUUCAACAGUUACCUUAAUUCUGUCAUUCUAUUCACUCAAAGAUAAUUCUUGAGAACUUAGCCAAGUGCCACGCCUUUUAUGAGGACUUCGUUACAGCCUCAACAUACUUCAAAAAGCUACUCAACUUGAAAACCGAUGAUGCCAGUGUCAUGGCUACUUAUGGGAGAGUUUUAGCUAUGACAGGAAAGACAGAAGAAGCCAAAAAAAUGUUCGAAAAAGGAUUAAACUGCGCCGAGGCUCAAAAUGAAAAACAACUUAUUGAGCAGGUUUGUAUUCAGAAGUAUUGUUUUAUCUAUCGGAGAAAGCUGCCUUAUGAGAACUAA